Molecule: messenger RNA, 811 nt
Organism: Cucurbita pepo subsp. pepo (vegetable marrow)
Lineage: Eukaryota; Viridiplantae; Streptophyta; Magnoliopsida; Cucurbitales; Cucurbitaceae
Product: translationally-controlled tumor protein homolog
Cellular component (GO): cytoplasm
Molecular function (GO): calcium ion binding
Source: RefSeq, a predicted model, not a curated record
UUGAAGGACUGCCCUAUAAAUUGAUUAAACCCUCUUCAUCUCUUGAUUGCCGUACUCCCUCGCCUCAUAAAUUUUCAAGAGGGAUCCGGGAAUCUACUCUGCAACCAUGUUGGUUUACACCGAUCUUCUCUCCGGUGAUGAGCUUCUCUCGGAUUCGUUUCCAUACAAAGAAAUCGAGAAUGGAAUGAUCUGGGAAGUCGAUGGAAAGUGGGUCGUUCAAGGAGCAGUUGAUGUGGACAUCGGUGCCAACCCUUCUGCUGAAGGUGCUGGCGAGGAUGAAGGUGUUGAUGAUCAGGCAGUGAAGGUCGUCGACAUUGUCGAUACCUUCAGGCUUCAGGAGCAACCUCCCUUGGACAAGAAGUUGUUCAUUGCAUACAUCAAGAAAUACAUCAAAUUGGUGACACCUAAACUGGAAGGGGAGAAACAAGAGGCAUUCAAGAAGAACAUUGAGGGAGCAACCAAAUAUCUACUUGCAAAGCUCAAGGACUUGCAAUUCUUCGUCGGGGAGAGUAUGCAUGACGAUAGCUCUAUGGUAUUUGCAUACUACAAGGAAGGAGCCACUGACCCAACAUUUUUAUACCUCGCCCCAGGUUUGAAGGAAGUCAAGUGCUGAAAAGAACAAAAGUUCAUAGCAGAAUGCUUCAUAUAGCAUUGUUAGUUUCUACUAUUUUUGCCUGUUCUCAUGACAUUUGAAUUUGAAUGGUUUGGGCUGUUUUCUUUUUUGUUUUGGUUUAGUUUGGGUUUCUUUGUUUUGACUGAGAGCUUUUGUCCUGGUGAAUGCGAAAGUUUACUCUAUUUAUAUGCCCAAGAA